GAAGGCAGCGACAGAGGCACAGCACCAGCCAGAUGCGCGCGGAGGGCACAGCAGAACAGUCGAGCAGAACGAGAGCAUGGUGGAACGCGCUUCGCGCACGGAGGGGAACGCGCUGAUUGACAGCUUCGGAGGCACGGAGCGCCCCACGCCGCACACGAACCGAGCCCGCUAAUCUGCCUGAACCGCUCUUGGCAAAAGCAUCUGUGCGAAAUAACCAUCCUCAUGCAUAUCAGCUACUAAAUUGCCGCUGACCGGAGCCUUGCAGUCAUCACUCAAUUGUGGGAAGAAAUCAACCCCACCACAUAGCAAUGUAGCAGGCGAUAGGCUAUUGCACUGUACCUUGGCUUAAUCCUUUUCACUCAAAACGGGGCAGUCUGGAAGUAACUAACUAUUUGUUUUUUUGCUUCUUCAAUACUGAGGAUAACACAUUCUUGGCACUUGCUGAACGAUUGGUGAGAGCAGUUCUGUAAGGAGAGCGCUAUUGAGUUUUUUUUAGUAGACACAUUUAUUUGGAAUAUAUUCCCGCUAUCCAAGUGACCUUUUCAUUGGAUUCUCUGUUCAUUUUCUUACUUUGACUUUCUUUGAUCUCUGAUUGUUAUAGGUUGUUGCCUGUCGAAGGUAACGGCCAAAAUUAACCGAAUUUACAACCCAGAGAGGCAAAGAAGUUAAGUUCUGUGCGUUGGGUAUGAGCUCACAAUGUGUGUGGCUGUAGCUUCCCCAUUACUCCUUCUAGAACCGUAGCCAGCCCGUGUGGUCGAGAAGUAGUUUAGCUUCUCUCUCCCUCUGUACGUGAACACUUAGAGCUAACACCCCGUUCUAUGGAGUAGAUCGUCCGGAAAGAGACUAAUAGAGCGUUCUCCUUUCCCCCCGCCUGGUACCAACAGGCGGCUUUGGUCUAAAGGUUCUCCGGAGAAUGGUAAAUGACCGACGGGGAAUCAUGAACAGCACUUCGGAACUCGAAGAUGGACCACGGCAUAAAAACCAGACGUUCUGUGAGUGUGUACCCAGCACCUCCCAGCUUAAACACCGCUGGUCAGACUCAGACACAGUCAGAGAGACCCCAUCACCCACCAAGAGGAUGAGCUGCAGCUACCUCCUGUGCACCAUCCUCCUCUUCGUCGCCGUCCUUCUGGCUGUCACGGCAACCGGCACCAUCCUCUUCAUGAACCACUACCAGGCCCCGCCCAUGUCUGACGGCCCACCCCACAUCUCAACCAAUCCGGACGAGGCCAACGCCCUGGUAACCGUGGAGAGGGGCGACGGCUCACGCAUCAACAUCUUCAUCGACCCCAACUGUCCGGACUACAACGGGAACUUCCUACGCCUGGAAGGGGUGCAGACAUCGCUGCUCCACUCGCUGACCGACCACGACACCGACCUGAAGUCCGUGAAAGGUCAAGACCGGGCGCUGCUGGUCAACCUAGCUGAGGAGGUGGCCAAACUGUCGGCCCACGCUGGUCAGCUGAAGAUGGACUACGAGUCUCUGAGACGAGGUCAGGGGAGUCUGGGGCAGGAUCUGAACACACUGCAGACAGAACAGGGACGCCUCAUACAACUACUGUCUGAGAGCCAAAUCAACAUGGUGAAGGUGGUGAACACUGUGAGCGAUGCUCUCAGCUCCAUGCAGAAGGAGACAGGGGGACUGAAGGCUCGGGUCAAGGCUGACCUACAGAGAGCACCGGUCAGAGGGGCUCGUCUCAAAGGCUGUGCCAAUGGCUCUCGUCCUCGUGACUGUGGUGAUCUGUAUGCUAAUGGUCAGAGGGAGGAUGGCAUCUACUCUGUGUUUCCCACUCACUACCCCUACGGCUUCCAGGUCUACUGUGACAUGACCACGGACGGAGGGGGCUGGACUGUGAUCCAGCGCAGGGAAGAUGGCUCGGUCAACUUCUUCAGAGGAUGGGACUCCUACCGUGAGGGAUUUGGCAAGAUCACUGGAGAACACUGGCUAGGGUUGAAGCAGAUUCAUGCCUUGUCCAUCCAGGGUAACUAUGAAUUGAGGAUUGACCUGGAGGACUUUGACAACAGUACAGCCUACGCCCAGUACGAGACCUUUGGAGUGGGCCUGUUCUCUGUGGACCCGGAUGAUGAUGGAUACCCACUGACAGUUGGAGAUUACUCCGGAAAUGCAGGCGAUGCUCUGCUCAAGCACAACGGGAUGAAGUUCACAACCAAAGACAAGGACAACGACCACUCGGAGAACAACUGUGCCUCCUUCUACCACGGCGCGUGGUGGUACCGUAACUGCCACACGUCCAACCUGAACGGACAGUACCUCCGCGGGCAGCACACCUCCUAUGCCGACGGCAUCGAGUGGUCCACCUGGACCGGCUGGCAGUACUCCCUCAAGUUCUCUGAGAUGAAGAUACGACCCGCGCGCGACGAGAGCAAAUGAGUAUAUGAGGCAAUAACAGAGGAAAGGAGUUGAAAGUGUUCAGAGUAAUAAAACCACACCCUCAGAUACUGUUUACUGAAUGACUAAAAGGAUUGACAUCUUUGAUUGGUUUACUACUAUUCUCUACUGUUUCCUGUGGAGCCCUUGUCCCUCUCCACCACCUCCCAGCCCCGCCCAACUUCAUGUGCCCCAUCCCUACCCGUAGUCCCCUAUCACCUACUAGUGUUGUGCUGAGGCUUUUUGUGCCCCCCCUCCCCCCACACACUUCCUUCCCAACAACCUCAUGACUUCACUGGAUCAGGAAAUGAGUCUGAUUCACUCUGUUCAUCACUCUUUCUAUUAGUGCUUCAUUUAUAUCUAGCUAUUAAUCAAGUAUCUGUCUAUUCCUUCUGAGCCUUGACCUUGUCCUUGACCUGUCUCCUGUGUUUGUUGUGCCCUGUAACCAGUAGUCCUAUUCCCAUAGUCCUUUGCUGCGUUGCUGCCAGUCAGCGAAGCGUGGCGUUACCGUGUGACCUUAGAACAAGUGACUGAUUCAUGAUAUGUCAGAAACGGAGAUGUGACAUUACAGUUGGAACACACACACACACACACACACACACACACACACACACACACACACACACACAAACUUACACACGCAGACACACACACACACACACACACACACACACACACACACACACACAAACUUACACACGCACACACACACACAUACACACACGCAUACAUACACGCAUACACUCACACACACAUGCAUACACACACGCAUACACACACUUACACACACACACCCUGCCCCCUGAAGCUACCAUAUGACCACAGCAAAACUCUGUCACCUAAAGUGACCCGGCUGCAUUGGCCUCCCAGCCAGAAUGUCCCAACCCACAGUACUGCUUACGUGUCCCUUUAUUUCAGAUAGCCUCGGUAGGAGGCACAACGCAAUGGAACAGCUGCACCAGUGUAGAGAGGGAAUGGUUGAAAUAAAAGGAGACAGAAGAUUGAAAGAGGGGGAGAGAGAGAGAGGGGGCGAGAAAGGGAGAGAGAGAGAGGACAGGUCAAAAAGAGGGGUAGAAGGGAAUGACUUAAUGAAAAGGAGAAAUGGGAAUAUACAGAGAAAAAGAAAGAUGAAGGAGAGGUUAUGGAGCGCUGAGGAAGAAGGGAUGAGUAAACAAGAGGGAACCGAUCUCAAUCAUCUGACUGAGGCUAUUAGGGUGCAUAUUGGGCACUUAGUCUGAUCACCAACCAAGUUACUACUUCUACAGUACCCCAGAUGGUAAGUGUGCAAGUGUGCUUGUCCUCUAAUCACUCUCCCAGUCACCCUAAGAGUCAAUUUCAGUGAUCCAUUUGAGCUCCCAGUCAGUCAGACAAACAGCCUAUGUAAAAAUUAUAUGAUGAAGGUUAUCAAGUUCCCAUUGGUAGUGGGUGAAUGUAGGAGGCAGCAGAAUGGAAAAGAGGAAAAUACAGGGAAAAGAAUGGGGUGAAGUGACAAGGUGCCACUGGUGGCCUACCAUAGAAAGAACGAGAGGAAGAAAGGUUAUUUGACUGCUAACUUCCAGAGCCAAGAGUGUCAUGACAGAGAGGGUAGUCUGUUAUUCAUCUGUUCCUUUAGGGAGUAGAGCAUGUUUUAACCUUUGCCACCACGACCACAAGGUUAAAUAGUCCCCUACAUCCCUGAGCAUUUAAAUUCUAUUCCUGUGCUUUCACAAUCAGCUGUAUAGUCCAUAGAAGCUGCUUCACACAUGGACACACACACACAUACAAACACACUGACACACAAACACACACUGACACACACACACUCUGAUAACAGUCCUUUAACGUAGUUACAUACACAUUCUGUUUUCAUCUCAUCCUUUAUGUUCAAUUUCAUCCAUAUCUCUUUUUUUUAUCCACCUCACCUCUCAUCUCCUCUCCCUCUCCUCCACUCCCCUCUCUACUCCAUCUCCCCUCUCUCCUCCUCUCCAUCUCCCCUCUCUCCUCCUCUCCCCCCUCUCCUUCUCUACUACUCUCCCUCUCUCCUCCUCUUCCCCUCUCCCCAUUUCCUUAUCUCCUGUAAUAUUUUAUGUUCUGUAAUCUAACCAUGUCUAGCUGGAUGUCUAGGUUUUCUGCUAGGGUGACCCAGGAUCUUUUCUUCUGGCUCUAGCAGAGGAACUGUUGCUGUAAAAUACAGUUUGCCGCUAUCAACCAUGAUUUUCUUUCUGAAUAGGAGCUCAAAAACUUGUCGGGAAUGGUGACAACAAAAAAAUAUGUUUUGUCUGUAAAGUAUUAUAGAAAAGAAAAAAAAGCACAACAUCAGAAGUUUUGCUAGCAAUGAAAUUGUGGAAUUCUGAAUAUUUUUUUUUCCAUUUGUGGUUUUCAUUCUGGAUUUUCUUUAGAUGUACUGAAAGCUUUAAAGAUAUGUGUAGAUUUAUUGUACAGUGUGUAUGACCUUUAGAGCAUGUCCAACUGUUUUCAUACUAUGCCAAAAGACAAAAGAGAACUCAAGCACACAGACUUUACAAAUUACAAGUCAAAAGAAGAAAAAAAAUACAAAACCAGAGCCCUUAUUUCUCCUCUUUUACCGGACUGGGCACAAGAGAAGGCGUGGCCAGCUAUAGUUUUGGGGGAGGGGCAUGUGAGAAAGAGGAGGAGUUUAGUAAGCACAUGAGGGCAUGCCCACUAUAAAAAAAACAGCACAAAUUAAUCUAAACUGAAGCGAUGUCAAUGGCACAUCUGGGGGACAAUGUGGCUCUGAUUGGCCUGUUGGACAUUAUGGGGACGUCUUUGAUCUGGUCAGAUAUUUUGGCUCUACUUGAUAUACUGGCUCUAUGGGACACACCAACUCUGGAGGACAUUUUGAUCUGCCCUUGCUGCCAGUGGGCCAACAUGCAUAGUGAUGAGCAUUUCUCCUCAGACACUGGAUUGGCUAUGUGUUUUAUCCUGGCUCUUUUUCCAGGACAGGACAAAGUGUGUGUCUGGACUGCAGCACCCACAGAGCUCCAGCUCCAUGCAGCCAACUAUCCACAGAAACCUGCUCAGUCUCAGUCAGUCAUAGAGGCUGAGUCAGUGAGUCUCAGUUCACCAGGAGUCCUGCGUUGGUAACACAGAGCAGAGUCAGAGUUCAUCCACUUCUACGGUCAGCUAGUCUGCCUCUUCUACCACUACUCAGCUACUGAAGCCAAACAUCAAAAGAACCAACCGUCUAAUCAUAUUAUCAAUGCAUUAUUAACACUAAUCACGUUACCAUGGAAACAGCAUUACAUGGGAGAGUUUGAUGACAACAAUUUGUGUUGGAGUAGAAGAUAAGAGAUGAUGAUUUCAUAGGGUAUCACAGAAGAGAUGAUUUCAAAGGGUGUUGUGCAAGUUAAAAUGGAUAAACGUAUAAAGUUUAAUGAGAUACUGGAAUGAGUCAGACUGAUGUCUUGAUGUGACUGACUGACCAGGAGGACAUUCAUUUCUCUUUCUGUGUGUCUGUGUGUGAGAGUGUGUAGGUUUGUGUGUAUGUGUGCGAUGUGUGUGUGCGUGUCUGUGUGAGAGAGAGAAAGGAACGGUAGGAAUUCAUCAAAGUAAAUGUGAUGCUUAUGUACAACUUGCCUCCCUGCUAUUUGUGUUGAUAACAGAGAGAUAUAAAUGAACCAUUAAGUCAUGUGAUAACUGAUUCCAUAGUGGCUCGCGCCCUUCUGGUUAUGUGUUGAACUGGACUUCUCAUUUGAUCCCCGACUCCCCUUCUAAUGUAAAACCUUCAGCGUCAAAUAGUGCACGUUAUACGUUUUAUCAACGUACUGUACACCCCACGCCAACCCCCACUCUCUGAGUAGUUUAGAAA
Oncorhynchus mykiss (rainbow trout) is the source of this 6197-nucleotide messenger RNA. RefSeq names its product fibrinogen C domain-containing protein 1. The record is from RefSeq and is a predicted model, not a curated record. Lineage: Eukaryota; Metazoa; Chordata; Actinopteri; Salmoniformes; Salmonidae.